Molecule: messenger RNA, 3069 nt
Organism: Polychytrium aggregatum
Lineage: Eukaryota; Fungi; Chytridiomycota; Chytridiomycetes; Polychytriales
Exons: 2
Coding region: 1-3069 (1022 amino acids)
Molecular function (GO): protein binding
Source: RefSeq, a predicted model, not a curated record
AUGCACCACUCCAACGCCUCCUCGAGCUCCGACCUCCUCAAGCGCUGGCUGCGCCCAGCGGAUUUCACCAACGACAUCAGCCGCUACAAGAAGCGCUACGUCGCCGGAACCCGCGAGUGGCUUAUCCCGGUAUUCCACGACUGGCUCCACGAUCCCCAAAAGCCAUUCAUUUGGCUGCAGGGUGGCUCGGGUCUCGGCAAGUCGGUGAUUGCUUGGUUCCUGUCCCAGAACGUUCCCGAGGAUAUCCAGUUUGGCACCAUUGCCUUCUGCCGACACAACGAUACCAACAAAAACACUGUGCGGAGCAUCAUCAAGUCGAUUGCCUAUGGCUUGGCUGUGCGCUUCCCUUCGAUCAAGACCCAUCUCGAGUCGCUUGCGAUGCUGGACCAGCAUGACCAGGACGAGGGCCGUGCCAGCAUCUUGCACCAGCCCAUCAACGUCCUCCUCGAGACCCUCAUCUUCGACAGCGUCAAAAGCCUCAGCGACGAGGGGCUCCCCACCAUCAUCAUGAUCGAUGCACUGGACGAAUGCGGCACCCAGCGCAGCUCCGAGCGCCGCGAGCUCAUCAGCGCCGUCAAGUACUUGAUCGAGCGCCAGUCGGGCUCCCUGGUCAAGCUCUUUGUGACGUCCCGCCCAGAGAAAGACAUCUGGGAGUCGCUCGAGGGGAUGAACACCUUCGAGCUCCAGCGCCAGCUCAACGAAGGCGACAUCCGGAUCUAUAUCCAGAGCCGGCUGCAGGUCUUUGCUGAGUUUCAGAGCCCAGAAUUGCUCGAGACCUGCGUCUCGCGCCUGACGGCCAAGGCCGACGGUGUCUUCCUGUACGCUCGCUUGGCCUGCGACCAGCUUGAAAAGGGCCGUCCUCAGGACUCGGCAGCCAUGCUGGAGCUCAUCAAUACGCUGCAGCCUUACAUGGAUGAUGUCUACGAACGGCUUCUGCUGAAUGCGUAUCCAAACGCCAACGACGACAGCGCCGACUGGAACACGGUCUUUAACCGCUUCAAGCUCGUCCUGGGCAUUAUUUUGGUCGCCAAGGAGCCCAUCACACAAAAGACAAUCGCCGAGCUCCUGCAUGUGUCUGAGAGCGUCGUUGGCAGUGUGUUGAUGCGGAUUCGCUCUAUCCUCCACUACAGCAACCAGACUGUGUCCCUGAUUCACAAGAGCUUCAAAGACUACAUCACCGAGCGCUGCGACAAUCCUCAGUUCCACGUCCCUCUUAAGGAUGUUGAGUACCACAUGGCCAAGGGCGCCCUUUCCAUCCUGAUUCACAACCUCAAAGCCGACCUGCUGGGUAUUGAGGAUCCCCUCAACACCUUUGACCCCGAAGACGCCGGGCUUCCCGAAGGGCUGGUGUAUGCGUGCAAAUACUGGGCCGAGCAUGUGGACGCCGCCAAGAACCACUCGCGCUUCCAGAAGACCCUGGCUCCAGCGAUCGAGAUCUUUGCAUCCACCCACAUGCUCCACUGGAUCGAGGCCAUGGUGAUUCUGCAGAGUCUCGAUACCGUUCCAUCGACCUGUGUCGCGAUGACCGAGAUCAUCAAAGACGAUGAGUUCACUCACAGCAUCUUUGACGACUGCAACCGCAUGAUCCGCCGGUUCCGCAACGCCAUCUCGUGGAACCCCCUCCAGAUCUACUAUACCGUCCUGCCGUUCCUGCCCAAGAAGACCUCGAUCUAUCAGUCCUAUCGCGACAAUGAUUUGAUGGGCUUCCGCAUCGUCCUUGGUUAUGACGAGGUCUGGAGCGCCGAGAUCUCGUCACUGACCAGCCACAGCGAGCCCGUCGCCUCCGUGCGAUUUUCCAAGGACGGCCAGCGCCUGGUGUCGGGCGCCUUGGAUGCCACGGCCAAGAUCUGGAGCGUCAGGGCCUGGACGCUCGAGAAGGAUCUGAAGGGACACAGCCACGGCAUCCAGUGCGUCGACCUUUCGCCCGACGGCGGCACGGCAUGCUCUGUCAGCGACGACGGGCAAAUCAAGCUCUGGGACGUCCUUACCGGCCAACUCAUCGCCACUCUCGCUAGCGAGCAGCACCAUCUGCGCUUUUGCCGAUUUGCGCCCGAUGGCGGGUCCUUGGCGACAGGAUCCCUCAACGGCGUCAUCUGCAUCUGGGACAUGGUCACCCGAACCUGCAUCCGGACGCUCGAGAGCCACGUCGACCAGGUGUACUGCAUGGAGUACUCCCGCGACGGCACCAUGAUAGCCUGCGGCACAAACAGCAGCGAGGAUGGAGUCAUUUUCUGGAGCACCGCCAACGGCAACAUCAUCACGGGCUUCCCAAAGACCAGCGGUCCUGUGCACGCGAUUGCCUUCUCGGCCUCCAACAAGAUGCUUGCCUCCAGCACCGCCGACAAUAUGAUCCGCAUCUGGAGCCUGGACGAACAAAAGCUCAAGUACUCCUUCCACGGCCACGACAGCGCCAUCCGCGCCCUGGUCUUCUCGCCGACCAAGAACGACAUUCUGGCCUCGGGCUCCGACGGCGGUACCAUCAAGCUAUGGGAUGUCGAAACAUCCGGCUUCCUGACGUCGCUCAAAGGGCACCCCGGUCGCAUCAAGUCGCUAGACAUUUCGCCCGACGGCUCGACCCUGGCCUCGGGCUCGGUUGACCAGACCGUCCGGAUCUGGGACAUCAAGUACACCAACAAGGCCUACAUCAGCCCGCAGACGCACAUUCAGCAGAACGUCUCGACGCCCAAUAACUUUGAGAUCAAGUCCAUCAAGAUGUCGCGUGAUCUGAAGCGGCUCGAGAUCAAGUCCACGCAGAACCUCAACAUCGUCACCACCGUCUGGGAUUUGGGCACGGGGAAGCGCAAGGCCUGGGGCGGUUUGAUGGGUCUCAUUGGCGGCGGCCAGUUCUAUCCCGAGGAGCAAACCAGCGUCAUGGUCUGGCUCGACGAUGAAGGCUGGCUCUUCCUGGAAGGCCGGGAGCGGCUGCUCUGGUUGCCCGAGGGAUUCCGAAAACCAUACCGGAUCGCCGCCUGCUUCAACAAUCUGCUUGCUCUGGUGUCGGACCGGGGCGUGCUGGUUGUCCUGGAGAAGAAAAAGGGCAACUGGAGACUGGCGUCGAAGGCUCACUAG